AUGGAUGUUUCUGUGCCUCCCCUGGCGGCCGAGGAUUCAGUUCUCGAUCUAUCGCAGGUGAAUGGAAGGCGUCGCAGCCGCAGCAAGACCCGCCGUGGAAAGCAAACUCCUAUGUCCAGCAGCGAAUCCGAAGCUAAUGAAGAGCUUCUUAGGAUGCAACGCCGCCGCCGAAGCAAGUCGCAUCCGCGUAGCGCCUCCAAUCGGCGAUCUGCUGCGGUUCGCCCACGUGGCAAAUCCAAGCACUGCGAUCCGGUGGCACUAUUCCAGUACUACCAGAAGGAGUGGGCUCAUUUUCGCAGCCAGAUACCCGGCGAGAAUUCCCGCUUCGGAGUACGCAGCAAGCCAAUGGGCCUGAAGAAGUGA
Drosophila erecta is the source of this 363-nucleotide messenger RNA. RefSeq lists its product as uncharacterized. The transcript has 2 exons. NCBI's taxonomy places the organism in Eukaryota, Metazoa, Arthropoda, Insecta, Diptera, Drosophilidae. Bases 1 to 363 code for a protein of 120 amino acids. The record is from RefSeq and is a predicted model, not a curated record.